AUGCUUUCGGGCUCGAAAAGCGUACAGCAACAAACACUGUUGUUUGUCGGUACUGGAAAAACAUUGCUUGCUAAGGCUGUUGCCACAGAAUACAAUACAACCUUUUUCAACAAAUCAGCAUCCACCAUUGUCAGUAAAUGGAGGAGUGAUUCAGAAAAACUUGUCCGGGUGUUGUUUGAGCUUGCCUGGUACCAUGCUCCUUCCACAAUUUUCUUGGAUGAGCUGGAGUCAGUUAUGAGUCAAAGAGGCACUGCUUCUGGUGGUGAACAUGAAGGAAGUUGGUGGAUGAAAACAGGAUUACUGGUGCAGAUGGAUGGCUUGGCCCGAUCUGAUGAUCUUGUAUUUGUUUUAGCAGCUUCCAAACUGCCAUGGGAGUUAGAUUCUGCCAUGUUGCGGUGGCUGGAGAAGAGGAUUUUGGUUGACCUCCCAAGUAAAGAGGCAUGGCAGGUGAUGAUCCAGCACUGGCUGCCCUCUCUGAACAACAGCAGAGGAGUGGAGCUGAGAACAGAUCUGGACUACAGCUUACUGGGCCAGGAAACAGACGGGUACUCCUGCUCAGACAUAAAAUUCGUGUGCAAGGAAGCAGCCAUGAGACCAGUGAGGAAAAUUUUUGACACACUUGAAAAUCAUCAGCCAGGUAACAGUAACUUACCUAUGAUCUGCUUGGACACGAUCACCAUGGCAGAUUUCCUAGAUGUGAUUGCCCACACCAAGCCAUCAGCAAAGAACCUAAGCCAGAAGUACACAGCUUGGCAGAGAGAAUUUGAGUCAGUUUGAAAAGAAAAACCCCAAAAGAUUGAAAACUUCCAAGACUUUUGCUUUCCAAAAUGGUAUCGCCUUGCUUCCAAAGGAUUGAA
Messenger RNA from Phalacrocorax carbo (great cormorant), 857 nucleotides. NCBI's taxonomy places the organism in Eukaryota, Metazoa, Chordata, Aves, Suliformes, Phalacrocoracidae. The record is from RefSeq and is a predicted model, not a curated record.